AUGGCUACUCGCAAACGGACCCGCGGAGAGGAUAGCGAGGAACUCGUAGCUCUACCCAGCGAUGAAAGCGAAGAGGAAGAGGAAUAUGAAGAAUCUGAUUUCGAAGAAGAGGAUGCGGAAGGAGAAUCAAGCUCUGAGGAAGAAUCCGAAGCUUCUGAGAACGAGGCUGAAGGAGAAGAACCCGCACAUAAGAAACGCAGGGUAGCGCCAGAACCCGACGCUGAGCAUGCAGAUGCAAAAACGGCAGAAGUCAAGAACGGUCUGGGAGCCGAAGGCGAAGCUGAUGGCGCAGACGAGGAAGGUGAUGAAGAUGAAGAGGCGGAAGAGGAAGCGGAACAGAAGGAGAACGGUGGACCAGCGCCUGUUACGAAGUCUGCACCGGCGGCAUCCGAGGACUACGCGCCAGCUGAGAAAACUGCUGCUACUACCAAUGGCGCACCUCCUUCUGCUGUGGAGGCAGGAGGUGACUAG
Messenger RNA from Histoplasma mississippiense, 471 nucleotides. RefSeq lists its product with no specific name. The coding region runs from base 1 to 471 and encodes 156 amino acids. NCBI's taxonomy places the organism in Eukaryota, Fungi, Ascomycota, Eurotiomycetes, Onygenales, Ajellomycetaceae. The transcript is spliced from 3 exons. The record is from RefSeq and is a predicted model, not a curated record.